Messenger RNA from Urocitellus parryii (Arctic ground squirrel), 1412 nucleotides. RefSeq names its product thioredoxin domain containing 12 (gene Txndc12). Gene Ontology annotation, cellular component: endoplasmic reticulum. The record is from RefSeq and is a predicted model, not a curated record. NCBI's taxonomy places the organism in Eukaryota, Metazoa, Chordata, Mammalia, Rodentia, Sciuridae.
AAAAAAAAUCUGAGAAAGAGAGGGUCUGGGCUGACCAGCUCUAAGGAAAAGAAACGGAUCUCUUGCGGUGACUCGAGCCCUGUGUCGGGUCAGCCCGGUGGUCCCGCGCACCUAGCACCAUGGAGAUGUGGCCUCGUCUCGGGGCCACCUGUUUGCUGGGCUUCAGUUUCCUGCUCCUGAUCACCUCUUCUGACGGACACAUUGGGCUUGGAAAGGGUUUUGGGGAUCAUAUUCACUGGAGAACACUAGAAGAUGGGAAGAGAGAAGCAGCAGCCAGUGGAUUGCCUAUUAUGGUGAUUAUCCAUAAGUCUUGGUGUGGAGCUUGCAAAGCUUUAAAGCCCAAAUUUGCAGAAUCUACAGAAAUUUCUGAACUUUCCCAUAAUUUUGUUAUGGUAAAUCUUGAGGAUGAAGAAGAACCCAAGGAUGAAGAUUUCAGCCCUGAUGGGGGUUAUAUUCCACGAAUUCUUUUCUUGGAUCCUAGUGGCAAGGUGCAUCCUGAAAUCAUCAAUGAGAAUGGAAACCCCAGCUACAAGUAUUUCUACAUCAAUGCUGAGCAAGUUGUUCAGGGGAUGAAGGAAGCUCAGGAAAGACUGACAGGUGAUGCCUUCAGAGAAAAACAUCUUGAAGAUGAAUUGUAACACAGAUAUAUCCCUUCCUUCAUCAAAAAUAGUGUUCUGGAAGGAAAGCAGCAGAGGAGGGAAUAUUGAAGAAUUGCCCAGAACAAUUAAACUGACCAGGAAAUCUUUUUUCUUCCUACACUGGAAGGAGCUCUCUCACUGUGGAAGAGAUCUGUUAAAAGAAGCUGGUCUGAUUGUUUGUGGAUCCAGCAGUGUGGCAGACUUGCUUCUUUUGCUCCCUGUCACCUAAAUGUCCAUCUGUCUUUGAAUGUAAAGAAUGAAACCUGACACAGAACUUGAGCCACUUGGAGGUUAAUACCUCACUUACACUUCAGUAUUUGAGUCUUUUCCCAUUUCCUCCUGCUUUACUCACCUUAGCGGUGAAAGAGACUAGUAGCAUCUUUUCUACAAUGUUAAAAUGGCCGGAAUAGCAAUUUUUAAGAAAACAGUAAAUCCUAAAUGUAAAUCAGUAAUUCUAUCCACUGUCAAGGAGACCAGCCUGUUUUUUUAUCUUUUUCUCCUGGGAAUAAUCUUGGGCUUCUUCCUGAAUCCCUGCAUCCUCCUUCCUCUUUUCCUGCUCAGGCUGUUAGCGUGCAUGCGUGUGCAGGAAUGACUAUGUGCUUGGACCGAGCCCCAGAUGGAAGCAUGCUUUCCCUUGUUACUGUUGGAGAAACUCAAACCUUCAAGCCCUAGGUGGAGCCAUUUUUGUCAAAUCAUCAAUGAUAUUUUUGUACUGGGGUUAAUCCCCCCCAAAAGAUAAAAUAUUAAUUGUUCAUUAAACUUUAAUAAAACUUU